AUGUCAAGCGCAUCUGUGGACGAGGAAGAGCUUCCAGCAACGCACACAGGUCCCAAAGGGGUGAUCCAUGACUGGAGGAAAUUCAAGCUUGAGAGCGAGGACCAUGACUCCUUGCCUCCCAACAAGCGUGAGUUGCUGCGACAGAUGUCCAACCCCAGACCCCCCAGCGAGGACAACCGUGAGAGACUCAACCGCAUGAUGAGCACACAGGAGUAUGAGAUGAUCCAGGAGGAAGAUGAGCACUGCCUCCGCAGGUACCGCAAGCAGUGCAUGCAAGAGAUGCACGAGCGGCUGAGCUUCGGGCCCACCUUCGACGGCGUGCAAGAGCUGGAGAGCGGCGAGGCCUUCCUGGAGGCUGUGGAGAAGGAGCACCGGCUCACCGUGGUGGUGGUGCACGUCUAUGAGGACGACGUGCCGGGUUGCGACGCCCUCAACGGCUGCUUCACCUGCCUGUCUGCCGAGUACCCCAGCGUCAAGUUCUGCCGGAUCCGGGCGUCACGCACGGGCGCCGGCGAGCGCUUCGCCACCGGCGUGCUCCCAGCCCUGCUGGUGUACAAGGGCGGCGAGCUGCUGGGCAACUUCCUGAAUGUCACGCAGCACCUGAGUGAGGAGUUCUUCGCCGUGGACGUGGAGGCCUUCCUCAAUGAGUACGGCCUCCUGCCGGAGAAGGAGUUCGCUGCCUGCCCCGAGGACGAGGAGGAGGCCAAUGUGGAGUGA
Messenger RNA from Megalops cyprinoides (Indo-Pacific tarpon), 717 nucleotides. RefSeq names its product phosducin a (gene pdca). Bases 1 to 717 code for a protein of 238 amino acids. Lineage: Eukaryota; Metazoa; Chordata; Actinopteri; Elopiformes; Megalopidae. The transcript is spliced from 3 exons. The record is from RefSeq and is a predicted model, not a curated record. Gene Ontology annotation, biological process: regulation of G protein-coupled receptor signaling pathway.